Trypanosoma grayi is the source of this 1776-nucleotide messenger RNA. Its product is annotated as putative 2,4-dienoyl-coa reductase fadh1. Bases 1 to 1776 code for a protein of 591 amino acids. Gene Ontology annotation, molecular function: oxidoreductase activity; FMN binding. The transcript has a single exon. NCBI's taxonomy places the organism in Eukaryota, Euglenozoa, Kinetoplastea, Trypanosomatida, Trypanosomatidae. The record is from RefSeq and is a predicted model, not a curated record.
AUGCAAUUGCUGCACUCUGGUCGCUACGCAAACAAUCCACUCUGUGUUGCCCCCUCCUCGGUGGCAAGUCCAAUAUGGCCAUUUAAGAAGUACCACUUGCGUCCGAUUGCUUUGCCUCGGCUGUGGAUAAAAAAGACCAUCAACGAUUUUGCAAAGGCAGCGGCACUUGCCAGAGAAGCUGGAUUUGACGGAGUUGAGAUAAUGGCCUCCGAGGGUUACUUGCUCAAUCAGUUUAUCGCAAAGCACACCAACAAGAGGACGGACGAGUAUGGGGGGUCGUACGAAAAUCGCAUACGAUUUCCUGUUGAGGUUUUGCGUGCUGUUCGAAAAGCUGUUGGAAAUGAUUUUAUUGUCAUUUUCCGUAUUUCAAUGUUAGAUCUUAUUCCAAAUGGCUCGAAAAAAGAAGAGGUAUGGAUGCUUGCUGAAAUAGUUGCCAAAUCUGGUGCUAAUAUUAUCAAUAGUGGCAUUGGUUGGCAUGAAGCACGAGUUCCAACAAUUGCCACCUCUGUUCCUCGUGCUGGUUUCACCUGGGCUACUGCUGAUUGUCGAAAACACCUGCGAAGUAAAGGUAUUUCAAUUCCUUUUAUAGCUGUAAACCGUGUGAACCAUCCGGAUGUAGUUGAACAGGUUUUGCGAGAAGAUGCCGAUCUUGUGGCGAUGGCACGCCCUUUUUUAUGCGAUCCUGACUUUGUCAAAAAAGCAUCAGAAGGAAAUGUUAAUACCAUCAAUAUUUGCAUUGGAUGUAAUCAGGCUUGCUUGGAUCAUAUUUUUAAAGGAAAGGUUUCGUCAUGUCUUCUCAAUCCGAGGGCUUGUCAUGAAAAAGAGCGUGCUGUUCGUCCUGCUUUGAGGAAGAAGCGUAUUGCUAUCGUAGGUGGUGGACCGAGUGGUGCAUCGUGCGCCCUCACCUUGGCUCAACGAGGUCACGCCGUAACACUUUUUGAAAGGGAAAAAUUUUUAGGUGGACAAUUCAAUUUGGCAAAAAAGAUUCCUGGGAAAGCCGAAUAUGAGAGCAGCAUUCUGUAUUGGACGAAUUCUCUAACCUCUUUUAAAAACUUGACACUUCACCUUGAAACAACUGUUGAUGAUAAAAUAUUGAGAGAUGGGUGUUAUGACGAGAUUAUUAUUGCAACUGGUUGUCUUCCCAGAUCAAUCACGAACGAGGUAAUUCCAGGUGUUGAGGGUCUUCCAAAUGUGUUUUCGUACGUGGAUGUUUUGUCUGGGAAAGCUAAGGUUGGUGAGAGAGUUGCAAUUAUUGGUGGUGGCGGUAUUGGGUUUGAUGUCGCGUAUUAUCUAGUAGAGGAAAACGCUGGACCCGCACACAAAACGUAUUGUAAAGAAGAUCCACGAGAUUUUGCCAAUCAAUGGGGUAUAGAUAUUGACUUCACUUCCCCUGGCGGUUUAAAAAAGCCGAUCAUUGGCAAAACAAAACGCAAAGUUACGAUGUUCCAGCGGAGUGAAGGCAAAAUGGGGAGUCAUCUUGGGGCCACAACGGGUUGGAUUCAUCGCCUUGAGCUUCGUGCUCAUGAUGUUAAGCAAAUAAGUGGCGUUAAGUAUGACGCGUUUGAUGGAAAAUCGCUUUUUUAUACAACAAAUAAUAAACGUGAGAAGCUGGAUGUUGAUGCGGUUGUUUUUUGUCAUGGUCAGAGGUCGGAUCAAAGGCUCCUUGAAGGAAUAAAAGAUUUACGUUAUUACUUGAUUGGCGGUUGUCAUAAUGCUGCGGAAUUAGACGCCAAGAGAGCUAUAUUGCAGGGUCACGAAUUAGCAGUGAAACUCUAA